Molecule: messenger RNA, 842 nt
Organism: Chanos chanos (milkfish)
Lineage: Eukaryota; Metazoa; Chordata; Actinopteri; Gonorynchiformes; Chanidae
Gene: fsaf1
Product: 40S small subunit processome assembly factor 1
Exons: 6
Coding region: 81-842 (253 amino acids)
Source: RefSeq, a predicted model, not a curated record
GAAGGUUUUAUUUUCGCCGGUGUGUUCAACACAGUACUUGAACUGUUUGUAAACAUAUUUUGGGCCGUGAAUUUUUAAAAAUGAAGCAAAAAACAGAAGAAAGUGAAGGAGAAGACGAUAUCGAUCAGUCUUUCCUUGAUCAAGUCCUGAACAAGUUGUACGAUUUUGGUGACAGUGGCAAAGACAAAAAGAAAAAACCCCGAAAGAAAAGGAAAAAAAUAAGUGAUGAAGAAGAGGAAGACAAAUGUGGUGACAUGCACAAUAGUUCUCGAGACAGCUGUGGCGACUGUAGUGAUAUGGCUCGGGAGCAGAUCAUCGCCGCGUCCUUAGUUACAAACUCCGAGAACACGGAGCCGGACACAAAACGACAAAAUGUUGAAAUAGUCACCUUUCAGGACCCAUUAAAGAAGAAGAAAACAAAAAUAACAGCUGAACCUGAAACGCCCACAGAGACAAAGGAGAGACAAAAAAUCAAUCCAUCUGAAUUCAGCAUAGAAAAGGCCCGUUUUGAGGUGCACAGGUUUGGCAUAACAGGGUAUCAGAAGAGCCAACAGAGGCUGUUUGAACAGGAACGCGCCAUCAUGCUCGGGGCCAAGCCUCCUAAGAAAGAGUAUGUGAAUUACAAAGAAUAUCAACAAAUGCUAAAGGAGAAGAAACUGAAGGAAAAGGAGGAAGCAGUAUCGGAACCGAAGAAGACGAAGAAAAGAAAGGAAGGAAAAGCCAAAAACGCCAAAGGGAAGUCCAGCGGAGACCUGGGCGGGCACGUGGGGCGUUUUAAAGACGGAAUGCUUCUGCUGAGUCCCAAAGAAAUCCAAAAAAUCAACCCCAAAAUAAAAAAAUGA